Messenger RNA from Thelazia callipaeda (thelaziosis nematode), 1650 nucleotides. The record is from the annotation of a GenBank genome assembly. Lineage: Eukaryota; Metazoa; Nematoda; Chromadorea; Rhabditida; Thelaziidae.
AUGUCCGGAGCAGUGAUCGAGAAUCUGAGUAAUCGUAAAUUGUGCUAUAUUUUGGUCAUACUUUUAGUAGCGCUUGUAAUAUUUUUCAUCUUGGGCGUUUCAUGCUCUCCCCAGCCAUCAACAUCAAUGGAAUUUAUUAUGGUAAAGUGUAAAGAUGCUGAAGGUGGAAGAAAUUUGAACAAAUGGUUCUAUCUAAGGCCUUCGGCUAGUUUUUAUUUUUUAAUUCGAAACUGUGAUCCAAUCCAUGAUCUCGAUAAUUACAUACCACAGUAUCAUGACAUGCGUGAUAUUGUGUUUGUAGCACAAUUGCCUCAUCAACGCGAUGGCAUUGAUUUGGAAUAUUCCUCAUGGUUUCAGUUUUUACUUGCUUUACUUGAAGUGGAUAUUGAAUAUGAUUCGAAAUUCACGCUUGCUAGAAGUGCCAAACUGCAACUUGAAGUUAGACUCGGCUAUAAGACACAAAUUGAUCCACCAGAUCAAUGGCGUGAAUUUAUUGCGACAAAUAUUACUAGGACUCUUGAUUGCAUUCCUCCUGAGACCAAACAUGAUGGUCACUUGUAUAAUUGUCCGUCAUUGGAUUUAUUCGAGCUGGGCUCUAAUCCGUAUCCAUUUUAUUUAAUUAAUGUUCGGUUGCCGGUCAAUCAAGUUCUUUGUCGGGAGAAACCAAAUGCACCAAACUGUGCAAUUGGAAGAAUAAAUGAUUUACGUGUUAUUGCUAUACAUCAGAAUGGUGGGUUUACAGCUGUCUGGUUAGUGAUGAAAACUGUGGUGUCACCGUUGGUUACUGCUGCUGUGAUAUGGUUUUGGAAACGCGUCGUAGCUUUAAAUAGGCACUCUUAUUUGUUAGAAAAAGCAAUAAUGGCUCUAGGAACAAGUUUAGCUAUUUUAGAUUUUCCUAUAGAAUGGAUCUCAUUAUGGUCCCGGGCACCAUUUAUGCUUCUUGUUGGUGAUAUUAGGCAAGGUUUAUUUUAUGCUAUGUUAUUCAGUUUUUGGCUUAUUUUUGCUGGUGAACAUUUAAUCGACGAUUCUUCAAGAAACAAUUUGAGUUCGUAUUGGCGUAACUUGACGUCUAUUUUGGUCGCAUCGAUGUGCUUUUUGAUUUAUGACGUAGCUGAACGUGGCAUGCAAUUGUUGAAUCCAUUUUUUAGCAUUUGGUCGUCAAAGUUUGGUUCACGUUUGGCGUAUUCAUCAAUUUACGUGGCCUCUUGUUGUGUUGUAACAUAUUUCAUAUUUCUGGCUUAUAAAGUAUAUCUUGUUUUGAUGACGAUUAAACGAAAACGUGCAGCCCAACUUUAUCGAAGCAGCGUUGAAGCAAUAAUUUAUCGUUUCAAAUUUUUGAUGUGUUUUACGCUAGUAUGCGCAGCAUUUACUGUAAUUACUUACAUUAUGAAACAGUAUGGUGAAGGACAAAUACACAGUGAUGAUCCAUCGGGAAGUUUACUUGUACAUUCGUCGAGCGCUUUUUUUACGGGUACUUUUGGCAUGUGGAAUAUAUAUGUGCUUUUAUUAUUAGCUAUGUAUGCACCAUCGCAUAAGCAGUAUGGCACAACCAUUGCACUUUGCGAAGAGAGAGAAUUAUUGAUGCAUAAUAGUGGGUCAACACAGUCGUCAGCCUUAACCGCAUUUAUGAAGGCCUCUGCAAAUGAUUAA